Balaenoptera acutorostrata (minke whale) is the source of this 4371-nucleotide messenger RNA. It is a transcript of the gene HAPSTR1, whose product is annotated as HUWE1 associated protein modifying stress responses. The transcript is spliced from 4 exons. The coding region runs from base 737 to 1564 and encodes 275 amino acids. The record is from RefSeq and is a predicted model, not a curated record. NCBI's taxonomy places the organism in Eukaryota, Metazoa, Chordata, Mammalia, Artiodactyla, Balaenopteridae.
UCUCUCCCUCUCCCCCCCCUCCCUCCUUAGGUUGGCUCGGAUGCAACCACUGUCAGCUCCUCCCCCUCCUUCCCCGUCUUCACCCUUCCUGACAUUCACUCCCUUCCCCUCGCCCUUUGGUUACGUCAGGCGGACACGCCGAUGAGCCAAUCACGGCGCUGUGUUUAGAGGCCGGCAAGCGGAACUGGUCGGAUUGGACCAAUAGGAGCUCUCGGAUCCGGCGCGCCCCAACCGGGCAGGGGAGCCGGGGCCGAGUGGGCGGUGCUUCCCCGUCAGCAUGUGGGCGGGGACCAGCAGCCGCAGAGGCGUCGACGACGGCGGCAGCGACGACGACGUUCCUCAGUCUUCGGGGUAGGCUCGGCGGCGCCGGCAGGGCUGUCCGGAGCGGUCGGCGGUCUGAGGCGGCGGUGGCCCUAGGGAGGCCGCGGCGCCAUGGCGGGGCGGUAGACGUGCUCAGGCCGGCGAGGCGAGAGGCGGCGGUGUUCAUCCGGUCCGCAGCGCCCUUCGGCAGGGGCCGGGGGUGGGGAGGACCGGGGCGGGGGUCGUCGCGGGCAGCGCGGGGCCGCGGGGCGGGGCUCGCAGGCCGUCGGGGUGCAGGAGGCCUGGGCCGCCGCGAGGAGCCGCCGCAGGCCGCUGGGCCCCGCCGCCGGGCCGCUCGACGACGACGCUCCCGCCGGGGCCCCGCCUGAGGAGGACGCGGCCGCGGCGGCUGCGAGGCCGCGGGAGGCCGCGGAGGAUGGAGGAGCGGAAGGAGGAGGGCGAGGCCGAGAUCCAGGAGCACGGGCCCGAGCACUGGUUCUCCAAGUGGGAGCGGCAGUGCCUGGCCGAGGCCGAGCAGGACGAGCAAUUGCCCCCCGAGCUGCAGGAGGAGGCGGCGGCCGCCGCGCAGCCCGAGCACAAGCAGCAGAAGCUGUGGCACCUCUUCCAGAACUCGGCCACCGCCGUGGCCCAGCUCUACAAAGACCGAGUGUGUCAGCAGCCAGGACUUUCUCUCUGGGUUCCCUUCCAAAACGCAGCCACUGCCGUCACCAAUCUCUACAAAGAAAGCGUGGAUACCCAUCAGCGAAGUUUUGAUAUUGGAAUUCAGAUUGGCUAUCAGCGACGCAAUAAGGAUGUGUUGGCUUGGGUUAAAAAGCGCAGAAGAACUAUUCGUAGAGAAGAUUUGAUCAGCUUCCUGUGUGGAAAAGUUCCUCCACCGCGAAACUCUAGAGCUCCCCCAAGACUGACUGUAGUGUCCCCUAACCGAGCUACUUCAACGGAAACUAGCUCAUCUGUAGAGACUGAUUUGCAACCCUUCCGGGAAGCCAUAGCUCUGCAUGGUCUUAGUGGUGCAAUGGCUAGUAUAAGCGUGCGUUCGAGUACCCCAGGCUCUCCUACACAUGUAAGCAGUGGAUCGAAUGCUAGUCGAAGGAGAAAUGGACUCCAUGAUGUCGAUUUGAACACUUUCAUAUCAGAAGAAAUGGCACUCCACUUGGACAAUGGUGGAACUAGAAAGCGUACCUCAGCCCAGUGUGGCGAUGUCAUUACAGACUCACCAACCCAUAAACGCAACAGAAUGAUCUAAACUGCAAACAUUUUCACACCCACCAUGCUGCUUGAAAGCCACUUGAUCCUCAACAUAUACUAUUAUUGCAAAGGAAACAUGAGGCCAUCUUCCCUUGUUCACUGUUUAAGACAAGUGAAUUCUAUAGUGGUUGCCAUAAAAGGAAGUUCUAGGUAUUUACAGUAGAUGCCUCUUGUAACUAUGGCUUUCUUAAAACUGUAGUCCUAGCAGAGGACAUCAGAUAUCGUGUAGUCGUUAGCAAGAUCAUCAUAGGCAAACAUAUAUCUGUUUCAAGGCUAAAAGUGACCUUAACUGUAUUUAUUCUCAAAGGGAAAGGAAGUAUCAGAUGUUUAUUUGGUUAUAGAAUGCUUUUUUUGGGGGGGGGGUCCAUUUCCUGCUGUGUUGAGUAUUUUGCUUCAACAGUAUUGCCAGGUUCCUAAAAUUGUCUAAAACACGUGAUUUGGCUUCCUCGUCAAAUCGCCAGGCUUCCAUUUUUGCAGCAGCACUGUACCAUGCACAUGGUUUCUCUCUAGUAACAGUGUGCAACUUCUGAUUAUUGAACUGUGCCCUAUUUUUAGUUUUCAAAGCAGUUUCUAAUUCUGGUGAUUGUGUGAUGUAAAGAGGUGCUAUGAUGGUCAUGCAAUUAAUACUUAAAUCAAUACACAGAACUUUAUUGGAUUCACUUUGUGUGUGUUAGUGCUCUAAAAGUAGCAAUAUUAUUAAUUUGCCCCCAGAUUAACCUUGUAGGAUUAAAAUACUCAUUUUUAAGACAAGUACUACUUCCCAUGCAGGGUACUGUCCUUAUGGUAAAUGUAAACAUGUAGACUGCAUUCAUGGUGACCUAAAGUAGAGAGGUCAUGAACUUUAUGGGCUUCCUUUUUGGUUCAGUAUUAGAGCGAGAUGGAUGGUGGGAGGGUAGGUAUUCUAGUCUGUUAUAUUCUGUUUUACAUUUUUCAUGAAUGUUCUACUUUGUGCAGUUUCCAUUGGAAUGGGUGGAAGAUAAAGGUCUUUUAUCUGCUAAUAAUGUGAUCACACCUUAAAUAGCAAAACCCAACUCUCCAAUCCCUCUCCUAUAAAGUGCAGUUUGGAAUCUCAUUCUGGAAAAGAUGGAAUCGCAUGGAGGUUCUCUAGAUGUUAGGUAGACUUAAAGUUCUCAAUAGAUUCCUCUUUUGAGUAAAUAUAAGACCUCUUGUACCUACAAUGUUUUAGAGCAUGUUUCAUCUUCAUUUUUAAUAUCUUGAACUGAAUGGUAGUCUUUUUUUAGAUGAAGAACUGAUGUCAGCCUGCCAGGUACUGUAAUUUAUUCUAUCAUAUUAUUAUAAAUGUAUCAAGUUAGGACAGUGAAAAUGUUUUCUUGCAAACUUGUAGCUCAGUAUCAGUUACUUUGUUUUUAUCCUUAAAAGACCAUUGCAAAUCAGUGUAAGGGGUUUUCCAGUAAUUACUCACAGCAGUUUGUUAAAGUUUGCUAUUUCUUCAGCCAUUUAAUAAUCUUUCUGUGAAGAAACUUUGCUAAGUUAACCAUAAUAUUCAUUGACUGGGUGGGAUGUGAAUGUAAUGUGUGAACUGAAGAAGUUCUGUAUUCACUAUAGAUACAGCCCUUAUUUAAAAAGAGUCAAUUCCAUACUAAACCUAGGAAUGAAAGUGAGGCAUUUCUAAAUUUUUGCAAAAGUGGAUCAUUUUUUUUGUUUGACUAUGAUAGGAAGAAUUAUAGCAAUGUAUCAUUUUACCGGAAACGGGUGAGCCUAUGUAUUAUGAAUACUUUCAGGCUUCCCUUUGGAAUAUAUCAAGAAAUGCAUCUGGAGUUAUCUUUGUUUUUCUAUCAUUGUAAAUUUAGAUUCUGGAAUUGGGUUUGGUGGUGUGAAGCAUUGCUCACAAGCAGCCAGAACUCCUCUUCCUAAAGGAUUUUGAGGCUGAGGAACACAUAUUUAAUCUCCCCUUUAUGCCUUGGUUCUAGGUCCUCUUUCCAAGUUAAUAACAAAAAAAAAAAAUUUUUUUUUUGGUGGUUUUUGUUUUAGUUGGUGCUCUGAAGCUUAAUCUCAGUACCCUUUACUCUUCGAUUGUCAAGUUUUGAUAGAACAUGUGCCAUUUUCUUUGGUAAGAGAAAGCAGGUCUUCACGUCUGCCAGAACACAAUUCAUAUUAUCUUAUUAGCUCCAUUAAACUUUUUAAAAACUUCAGCAUUUGUUAACUUUUUUCCAUUGCAUUUAAUUCUAAAUGCUCUGUCACCCAGCAGUAACUCUUCCCCCCAUCUCCGUCCCGUUGCUCUCCUGUGCCACCCGAGCACAGGAUAAACCGAGACCUAGGAGUAGAAAGGGAAAUGAUUUCUCUUAGGAAAACUUAGUUCUGACUGCUAGAUUUUUGCAGCCUUUCUUUGUGCCAUUUUAGAUGCAAAACAAAUCAUGGAAGAUUGCAUAUUUGUGUGAUACUUUUUAAUGUUGGUUUUUUUUUUUUUUUUUUUCAGUCUCUUGAGAACAGUGUAGGCUGACAGUUUACUUUGGGGGAACAGAACCUCUUUUCAUCUUAAGCUAGAUUCUGAUUCUUUUAGAUGUCAUAGCUCAUGAGUUCUGUUCCUGUCACCCUAACUUGGCAUGAGUGGGUUGAGUUAUCCUUAAACUGCAGUGUUCUGAGCAUGGCUGAAGCAUUAAAAACUUAAGUAUAUAAUGUUUGGUAUUUUAUAGAGCAAAAUUAAUGGAAAGCAUUUGGCUGAAUCUAAAGACCUGCAGUCAAAUUCUUCAAUGUGGUUUACCCAACUGGAGUAGUGGUACACACCUUAAAUCAUUCAAUGAAUAAAUAAUUUAAAAAACCAAAAAACUUUGGGGCUUGUCUGCA